AUGCUUCAUGGUGUUCGGUUUUCUCGUUUGUAUUCUCGUGAUCGUUCACAUGGUCUGAGCCAGAUAGUUUGUGGUAGGAGGAUCAAAGGGUUGGACCGUGCCAUCAGAUCAUCAACUAUAGAAUCAAUGGGCAGAGCAAAGCAGAUUCCAAAUCAAAGACUCUCUGCUUACAACAAAGAUGCAGCUACCGCUAAAUUCACAGAUGGACACACUUCCUUCACGCUUAACCGGUCUCGACCAUACUAUUUCAUCAGUGGAAGCAAAGAUAAUUGUCACAAGAACCCGAAGCUUGUCAUAAUUGUAAUGGCUGAUAGAAGCAACAGCAACACUACAAUCCCAGCUUCAUCACCAUCUUCACCUUCUCCUCCUUACACAGGGACUUUUGAAAUAACCCCAGGGCCUUCGGAAGGGACUCCCGGAAACACAACUUUGCGUUCUUCUUCCUCUGUUUUGCCUUUUGCUUUUGUUGGUACUUUGUUUCUUUCUCUUACCAUCUAA
This is a messenger RNA of Arabis nemorensis, 498 nucleotides long. The record is from the annotation of a GenBank genome assembly. Lineage: Eukaryota; Viridiplantae; Streptophyta; Magnoliopsida; Brassicales; Brassicaceae.